Messenger RNA from Eupeodes corollae, 10755 nucleotides. RefSeq lists its product as uncharacterized. Gene Ontology annotation, molecular function: protein binding. Gene Ontology annotation, biological process: response to starvation; autophagy. Lineage: Eukaryota; Metazoa; Arthropoda; Insecta; Diptera; Syrphidae. The transcript is spliced from 8 exons. The record is from RefSeq and is a predicted model, not a curated record. Gene Ontology annotation, cellular component: cytoplasm. The coding region runs from base 1849 to 8625 and encodes 2258 amino acids.
AAGAAAAAAACUGCGCGACAAAACAGAACUCUCCUCAUAAAAAUAAAAACCAAAAACAAAACUACCUACAAAUUAAAUCGAAGAUAGACUAGAACAAGUCGAGUUUUGGCUUCGCAACGAUCAACAAGAGACAAAGGAGAACUAAAUUUUGAAGAACAGACGACGACAUUAUUAAAAGGGCAUAAUAAAGUUAAAACAAAUAUAUAUAAACUACCGUAAAUGAAAAAGAACAAUAUAACUAAUAAAAUAAUCAACGGAUAAUUUAUACAUAGUGCAUUAAUCGAGAUAUUAUUAAUAAUUCGCGUAUCGCUGGGAAUUUUUCCAAUUCAAAUCCAAUAUAUAUGUACAUAUAUACAAGUUUUUCUUUCCUUUAAUUUGCCCUAUCCACACCCUUAAGUACAUAUAAACUAUCGGACAACUGAUUGAAGUGAAAAAAAUUGUUAUUUUGUUAUGACCAUUAUGAAAUUUUGAUAACAAUUUUAUAUCUAAUCUCACUGCGUAUUUAAAAUAAUACAAAAAAUAAGUAUUUUUCUGGGAAAAAAAUUGGAGAAGUGAAAAAAUCAAAGUUAAGACGUCAUCGAUUAAUAGUGGAGAAGAAAGAGAAGAGACGUCAACCACAUCAACCUCAUCAACAACACAACAACGCCAAGUUGAUUGUUUUUAUUUUUUGAAUUGAACGCGAAAGAAGCGAAAUUUGAAACAAUUCUUUGUUUAUGGUGAUAAAUUUUCUCAAAUCAGUGACAAUUUUCGGAUAAAUUCACAUAAAUCGGACCUUGGAAAUGUUGGUAGAGUGCAAUUAACAAUUGGAAUUUCGCAAUUUUGAUUGAAUUUUUAAGUUAAAAUCAGUUUUUUUCCAAACAAAGAAAACUUCAAAUAUAUAGUGAGUAGUGAGUGAGACAGAGAGGUUUCUGUUUGGUUUGAAAUUUGGAUGAGAAUUGAGAAUCAAUUCAAUUGUAUUUUUGUGUUAGAAGAAGAAAAGUGUGUGAAGUGUAGCAAAAAAAGCAACAGUAAAUAAAGUUGUGUUGUUGUUGGAUUUGUUAACGACAUACGACACAUAAAAGUUUUCGGGGGUGGAGGUAAACAGUAAAGUUUUGUAGUUACGUCGUUUUUGCGCAGGUAUAAGAAUAAAGCGAGACAAUAAUAUACCUAACCACGAUAGUGCAAAAAAGAUAAUGAUAGUGUGUUUUUGUUAAUUCGUAUGUUUUUUUUAUUUUAAUUUCGUAAUCCUUGCAUUUUCGUUCGUUGUCUUUUCUCAUUUUAUAUUCAACUGACAGCUGAGUUUGUUGGUAGAACAGAAAUUAAAAUUAUUUUCGGGUCACUUCUCUUUUCUGAUAAUUUGGUGUUAAAGUUCAGAACUUAAUAAACUAUUUUUUUUCGUGGUUUGAAAAACUAUCUUCAAGUCGUUAUGAUGAACCUGUGAAGAUAUUUCUUGUUUUAUUUUUAUUUUUUGUUGUCGAACGGUGAAAUCAAGGACAAGACGGAAAAUUUCUUCCUUUAAUUUUCUCGCGUCUAUCUGCCCACCACCUCCGCUAAAAAGGAUUACAUACUUAGCUACCUAUUUUCCUGAAGAAGAGAAGAGCUUCUGAAAACUAGCAACUUAUCUACCUAUCUUAUAUUUUGGAAAAGUUGUCGUCAUAGAGAUAUGGUUUCUCAUGUUAAUCUUUUGCAGUAAAAAAACUAAAAGGAAUACACCUGCGCUACGAACUUUUCUUGGGCAUCAAAAACCCACACAUCGCGACUUCUUUCAUACGGACGACGAGACACGACGGUGGUUUAUCCUACAUCACUCAUAAAUUGAUCGAAGGAGUGUUGCCGCUACAAUAGAGUGCCUCUUGUUGGCCAAACAGAAUGUCAGCUGAUUCGCCGAGGCGCAGUGCGCGCGGUAUACCAGCCAUAGUCCCCCCACAAGUGGUUAGCGAUCGCUCGAUAAUAGACUCGGUAGCUGGAUUUAUAAAUGAUGUGACACUAAACAAUCAGCCACAAUGUGAUCCCAAGGACACAAUAACUUGGGCUCGAUUCGAGACUGCGGCCGAUAUAAGUGACACACGUUUCUGUGAUGAUUGGGAGCUGGAAGGAAAUGUUGCCCCACCUUUGCUUCUUAUUCUUGGCUAUGGUCAGGGUGUUCAAGUCUGGGCCAUACCUGCAAACGGUGAAGCUGUGGAGGUGCUCUCUUGGCGUCAUGGUAUAGUAUCGGCAUUGAGAGUGCUUCCCACACCUAGCUAUGCUGAUAAUGGUCGUGCUGAUGAGCCCAUUGACGCUUAUGCCGAUAAACGGCCACUUAUGGCGCUCUGUGAUGGGACUACGCCCGCUGGCAGUAAUCCGCAAUUUUGUGCUGUGAAUUUUGUCUCUCUAAAAACUGGCGCCCAGGUCAAGACGAUUAAGUUUAAGAAUCCGGUAUUGGACAUUUUAGCAAAUCGUUCGUCGAUUGUGAUAACAUUUCACGAACGCAUUGCUGUCUUUGAUUCACGGAGUCUCGAAGACCGUCUAUCAGUUACCACAUGCUUUCCAAGCCCAGGAAUAAAUCCGAAUCCUGUAGCUCUAGGCACUCGCUGGAUGGCAUAUUCCGAAAACAAGCUCCUGCAUUCUAAGCGAAGUGGUGGUGGCUGCGAUGGUGAUGGUGUCGCCAGUUAUACCGCCACAGUACUCAAUGCAGCAAAAAGUUUUGGUAAAGGUCUACGUGAACUUGGUGAACAAGUAGCAGCCGGAUUGACAGGAACAACUGGCUCUGGGGGUAGUUCGAAGAGCAGUAGCUUUGAUUCGGCUACUGGAGAUGUGCGCCAAGGUGGUGUUGUUACUAUCCUCGAUAUAAAGCAUCCAAUUAAAGAUGUAAGCCCAACAAGUGGGACUCCUAUAUCUAUAAAUGGAAGUGAUCCCAUUGUCGCCCAUUUUAUUGCUCAUUCAGAAGCAGUUGUGGCAAUGGAAUUUGACAAUUCAGGAAUGAUGCUGCUCACAGCGGAUAAACGCGGUCAUGACUUCCAUCUGUUUCGCAUUCAACCACAUCCUGUUGGUUCAAGUUUGGCUGCUGUACAUCAUAUUUAUGUCCUACACCGUGGAGACACUAGUGCUAAAGUACAGAACAUAACCUUCUCGUUGGAUAGUCGUUGGGUUGCUGUUUCAACUUUACGUGGUACGACUCACGUUUUCCCGGUAACUCCGUACGGAGGUCCAGCUGGAGUCCGUACUCAUACUAGCCUUCAUGUGGUGAAUAAGCUAUCACGGUUCCAUCGUUCUGCUGGACUCACUGCAGACGGCCGUUCGAGUAGCCCCAUAUCGCAUUCCGAUAGCACAAACUUUAGCCAAAUUCUGAUGCCCUAUCACAAUCCGACAAUGCCGCCUUUCCCAAGGCCAACAGUUGUACUUCCCCUGGCCCAGCUGCGACAACCCUUUGCUCUGGGUUCCCCACCUGGAUCGGCUGUGCCUAGUUCAUAUGGUAAGACAUCCAAUACACGCCAGCGAUUGUCCUCCUUAUCCGAUGAUAAUGGCAAGCCGCUAAGCGUUUGUGCAGUUUUUGCAAAAUCUCGAUCCUGGCUUCUGGAUCCACCAAAUGCGGCGAGGGAAGCGCCACAUAAAAUUCAACGUAAAGCAGUUGACUCUCUGUUCGUAAUGGCCGGACAUGGUGCACUGAUUCAAUACGAUCUGGAUACAAAACUUGCCACAAAUGUUGCCAAAGAGAAAAUAUGUGAUGAUACUCCCAUCGAGCUUGAAGUAGAAGCCAAGGCUCAAUGGAAUCUUUCCCGAAAAGAUGGAUCUCCAGAAAUUAUGCCACCACUUUCUGUCGAAAACUGGCUGCUUAAGGAUAAGAAUUCUUGCAUGCUUAUCGAUAGUACUAGACAAUAUGAAGAUAGUGACGAUCGCAGUGACAGUUGGUUAUCACAAGUAGAAAUUAUAACUCAUGCCGGACCUCAUCGAAGACUAUGGAUGGGACCGCAAUUUGUAUUUAAAACUUACAACACACCUAGCGGGUCAAAUUUGAGUCAUAUUGAUGUUGAGGCUGUUGAAAUUGGUGUUAGUUCUGGACCAAGCUCGACAAGCCGUCCCGAACGCUCAAGUCCUCUUAAUAUGCCACUUACUGCAACUGGUCGCUCAGCAGUUCCAGUUCUCAUCGAAUCUGGUUCAUACAGUAGCAUUGAACAAAGCCCCAAACUUAUGGAUCGUUUUCGUCAUGAACACAUGAAUUCGGAUUUCUCUGUUGCACAUGGUGAUAAUCGCCUAAAGGAGGAUCUAGCUGAUGCAAUGCGUGAAUCACCAUCGGUUUCGCAUAAAGAUUCAGGUGGUCAGCCUCAACGACGUAGACUUUCUGCCGCGGGCUCAAGUCGGGCAACUACAUCCCCAUCGUCUUCCCCGAAACCAAGAAGUGGUAGUGGUGGUGUUUCUUCAGCAAGUUCUACUUCUUCGUCAUCGGCUGUAACAUUGGUUGGUGGUUGUGGUGACGCUGGUGAAUUUACUUCAAAAUAUGAAUCGCUUGAAUCCUUAAUCCAGCAGCAGCAGCAGCAACAGAGUCAUAUCAAGGCAAUGUCUAUUGAGAAAGUAGUCAAUCCAUUGGGCACUGUGACAACAAUUACGGGUAGUUGUGACAGUGAUUUGGAUACAGAUGAUGUUUUGAAAAAUGUUAGUGCUCAAAGUUAUGUUAUCCAUGAGAAUUGUGAUGAAUCCCUAUUUCGUCCGGUUGUGGCAAUAUUUUGUGAUGAAAACAUUGGCUUAGACGCAGAACAAUUUGAUGAGGAUAGUGAAUACACCAAACCCCCAGAGGCAAUUGGGAAUAAGUUAAUCGUCCCGGUUAUAGAAAAAGCCGUUGAUUUGGAAUUAACGAAGAAGGAAUCAUUGAAAAACCGAGGCAGGAGGCAACAGAAACAACUUAUUCAAAAGGUUAAGGAGGAGUCAGACGAUGAGGUAGUUAAAUUUAAUAUCGCAGAUGUAAAACGUAAGCAGAAAAUUGAUAAGAAAAAACCAAGAGUUGAAGAACAAGAGGAUAUAUCAGUUAAUAAAAACCCUCUAACUAAGGCGGGAAUUGAAAGUGAUCCAUCGACGUCUUUAAGCUCUAAAUCGAAAUUGAAAAUACAACCCGAGGAUGAAGCAGCAAAGUUAAAAGCAUCCAGCACGUCGUUAUCCAAGACAAAUAAAAGUUAUAGAGGCAAUGAAAACGAAGAAGUAUCAGAAGAUCUCUCUGGUUUGGAAAGACAUGCGGAUCACUUCGAGAUUAAAUCAACAUCGGACAAAGAUUCGAAACUAAAAUCAACAAAAUCUCGUAAAAGUGUUGAGAGAGAUCCUUUAUCCGAUGAAGUUGACAAUAAGAAAAAGUUUUCGGAUAAUGAAGUCACAAAAACCAGAAAAAGUUUGGAAAAAGACAUAGUAUCCGAUGAAGUUGACUGUAAUAAAAAAACUAGUUCCGAUAAAGGUGCUUCGGAUAAAGCUGGAAAGUCGAAAACACUUAAAAGCCGAAGAAGCCUAGAGAAGGAGAUUCUUCCAGUUGAUGACACUCAAAAUGCUCCAGUAGUUCAUGAAAAGAAAUCAUCGGCUAAAAACUCAAAACCUAAAAUAAUAAAGAUGUCAGAGUCCACAAACCCUUUAUCCGAAGAAGAUCUUAGUAAAUCUAGUAGCUUGGAUAAUGUUCCGAAAGUUGCUGUAAAAUCAAAAAUAUCUAAGGGACGAAAAAGUCCUGAAAAAGACGUUGAAAGUAGUUCUGAUAGUCAAACAUCUUCAGUUAUAGAAUCAGUAAAGUCUUCAAAAUCACAACCGAGUGUAGAAAACGAAGUUCCAAAAUCACUCAAAAUCUUAGAAAAGGAUUUAGUUUCCGAUGAAUUAAAUACUUUGGAAACACAUUUUGAGAAUGAUGAAAAGCCUAAAACUGUUGAAAAGAACGAAACAAAAUCAAAGACCUCCAAAAUACGUAAGAGUGUAGAAAGAGAUGUGAAAACUCCAGAAAAGUCAAUCGAAAAUAAUUCUAAAAAUGGCAAUAGUCGAAAAUCUUCAGUCGUUGAAAUGCCAGUAGCAGAAGCAGAAGCAUCAUCUAAAAAGACAAAGAAAAAUCGCAAAAGUGAAGAGAGGGAAAUAGUUAUUAUUCCAAAAUCGAGUUCUACAGAAGAACAACAAGAAGACCGAACCCAAAAGACAAAAAAAGAAAGAGCAAGUGAAGACAAAAAUACUGAAGAAAUUCGUAGGACAUCGUUAGAUAAAGAACAAAAAUUAAAGAAGAAGGAUUCAAUCGAAGAAGUGACUGUUAAAAAUUCAGUCAAAGUCCAAAAAUCAAGCAAAUCAAAAAAGUCCCCAGAAGAUGAAACUGUAGCUGCACCUGUUAUUCUUAGCAGUCUACUGCAACCCGAAGAUUUUGAAGAUGAAAAACCAAUUGAAUUUAAGAGAAUGACAGGGGCAAACUCGAAUAAAAUUGUAAAUAAAAAUUCAAAAAUUGAUAAAACAAUUCAAGCCAAGUCAGAUUCUAAAGCAAAAUCAACACCUCAAGAAAGCAAAUCUGACACUCUUUCGGAUUCAAAAGAUUUAUCCGAUAUUACGACAAAUAAAAAGAAAAAUCGAGGCGAAUUAUUAAAAAAAUCUAGCCAAGAUAUAAAAGCUGAAGAAGUGCCUUUAACCGUCGAGUUAUCGAAUGCGUCUGAUUUGGCCGAUAGCUUGCUUGAUUUUCAUCAAGAUAAGACAGAAGAUGUGAAAAGUUCUUCAGUAGAUACGGAUAAAACAAAAAAGAGAACCGAUGAAGUUAAAGAAUGCAAAGUGUUACCUGAGCCUGAUAUAAAAACUGUUCCAGACAAAUCUGUCAAUGUUACUUUAUCUGAAAAGGAAUCAAAGAAAACUUUGAAAAAAUCUAAACCAGAUAAAGUUGCAACUCCUCCUUCAGAGUUGUUGGGCUUAUCAGAUAAUAUAGCCAAACCAAAAGAUACAAUUAUAAAUGUCGAAGAAAAAGAUGCCGAUACUAUGAAAACACAAAAAUCUUCUCUAGAAAAAACAUCUAUUAAACCGGGGAAAAAGGUGACAAAAGAUACAAACAAACCAGACAAAAUAUCGGAACCAAAAAGGAGACAAUCCGACGAAUCGGUACGUUCUCGCAGUAACAGCGUGAUUUCUGUUAAAACUGAUAAGCUUCUAGAGCUUUCUGCUUUACCAUCAAAGCUAGAAGAUGAAAUCACAACAAAAACAGCAGAGCCAGAUUUUCUUAGUGAGUUAGCCGAUAGCCAGAAAGCUAUUAAGCCGAAAGAUUCAGCCGAAGCUAACAGCAAAAGCUUGAAAGACUCCCCAGAAAAAACAUUAGGUUCUCCAUUGAAGUUUGUCGAUACAUAUGACGAUAACUUCAUAGCCCCAGAAAUUCCUUUGAAAAAGGACAAGUCUAAGAAGAAACAAACUUCGGUUAAGGUUGCUGUUGAAAAACCCUCAGAUAAAUUAGAUUCAGCUUUUAAAUCUUGUGAUGAAAUUCAAUUCUUUGAUUCCUUCCUCCAAGAAGGUGCCGCAAAUGCUUCUGUCGAAGCUGCAACUCCAUGGAAACCCAUUGUCAAGGUGGAGGAAAAAACAAAGCUACUGAGUAACGAUUUUCCCUCACUUGGCAAACCAAUGAAAACUAAAAAAUCUCAAAGUCCACCCAAGGAAAAAACAGAAUUGCCUCCAUUCACUAUCGACAUCCGUGACGAGAAGAAGGACAAUAAAAACUCAAUGAAAAUGAAAACUAAAAUCCUGGACGACAUACCACUCCUGCAACCACUGGAAGAACUUCCAAUCGAUUUCCUGCCACCCCUUGCACCACUAGAACCCUUGGAAGGGACCGAUGAAAAUAUCAGCCUCAUCAAUUUUGAAAGUCCCUUGCAAGAGGCUUCGAAACCUAUAAAACCAGAAGCUGAAGUCGAGAAAGUACCGUCGUCAACACAAUUCCCAAAAGGAUUCCCAGCUGAUAAUAUAAUUUUUGCAUUGUGCGGAAGUUUGCAUUAUGAAAACGAAAAUUCAGGAAAGCCAGUCGACUCGCCACUGACUUUAUCCUUCUCCGAUUCGACCGCUCACACUACGGCGGAAUAUAAAAGUUUAACCGAGAACGACGAUCAAUAUUUAAGUUUGGAGCAAAGCUCCCAAGAGAAUAACCCUUCAACGUCGUCGUCAACGUGCGAGGAUGUUACCGAAGCCGCCUACUCAUCAGGUGGCGGCGGCGGUGACAAUGGCGGUGACUGUAGCGAGAACAUCAAUCCUGCCACCGGAAAAACGAAGAACAAACAGCGCCGCAAGAAACAACUCAUCACUGCCGCUCAAGACGAUGACGAAGAACUACGUCCGUUAAUAAGCAAGAAUGACGAUGUUAAUCUGAUGACCUGCAGCAUGACCAAAACCAAUACCAAAACAUCAGAAAUGACUUCAGUGCAUAAAACAAAGCCACUGCCAACGUCAGACGACAACAACCAGGUAAAUAGCGAUUCUUCAUCUAGUGAUCAAGCGAUGACAUCAGAAGACACCGAUGGCCAAACAAGUUUGACCAAAACACCAGGUAAGUCCUUGGUGGAUGAGGUGGAUAAAUCUGCCGAAGAUGAAGCCGAUAUGGCUGGAACUUCUUCUAUCCACCAAUCCACACAGCAAGCUCAAUCGCAGCAACAACAACAACAGCCUAGUUCGUCAAAAAAGAAAUUGAAACGUCGCAAGAGAUAAGAAUUAGUGAUUUGUUUGAUUUGUAUUUUUUGCCUAAUUACAUACUAUUUGUAUUUUAUUCUUUUUUCUAGAUCCAUGGAAUGAGUAAGUAAAUUGCUUAAAAAAGUAAAAUUCCACGAGCUUCAUCUAAUUCGUUUUUUGAUUUGCUCGCAAAUUUCUACGUACUCGUUUCGGAUCUUAUAUUAAAAAAAAAAAUAUUGUGUGAUUAAUUUCAUUUCCCUUUUAACUACUAACAAAGUCUAUUUUGCUCUUCCUGCUUAAAAACACAAUGUUAUGUACUUUAAGACGGUUCUUUUGAGAAAAAUUGAUUUAAAACCAUUAAUUAGGUAAAUUUUAAACCCUUUAAAAAAACACUUUCAAUAUUCCCCUAAAUUCUCUUUUAAAAUUUACAAUACGGACAUUUGUAAAUUUCCCUUAAAUGUCAAAACUCGCUCUUCCUUAACGUAAACGUUAUAUUUUUCAACUUGUUUUACCGUAAAAAUAUUCUAGUACUAAUAUUUUCAGAUGCUUUUUCCCCCUUCUAUUUUUAACAUCACACAAUAUGAAAAUACAAUUCAAACAAAUCAUGCUUUGGAGACAAAAAAAUAUUAUUUUUAUCAUUUAAAUGAAUAUUUAAAUUUAUCAAUAACAAAAGAAAAUAUUUUUGCUAAAUUAUUGGAUAACAAAACUCGUAAACAAUUUGUUGUUCAACUUGUUAACGUGUGUCAAUAUGUUUUUAAUUAUUUUGUUCUGCUUUAACAGUUUGCAUAAAUAAUAUAUCAUAAUUAAACUUAAAAAAAAAAUAAAAAAAAAAAUAAAUAUAAAAUAUUAAAAGUAAACAAAAAAAAACUAAUAACAUUAAAAAAAUAAAAUACAAAAUUAUAUAUUCAAACGCCUUUGAUCACGAAAUAAAGAAACGUAUAUUUACAAAUAAAAAAAAAUAAAAAAAGCAUUAAAAAUAUUAUUUACCAUAACAAGGUGUAUAUUUAGGUAUUAAUGUGGUUGUUGUUGCAGAAAUAAGGAUAUAAUAUUGCUAUAGUUAAAUUUUACAAGUAUUUUACAAUUACUUAAAAAUUACUCUCUUUUUUUUUGCUAGUAAUUUAAUUUUAAAUUAUUAUAUUUUGUUUUCUUCUAUAAAAAUAGAAAAUUCAAUAUUGGUGUUUAUUUAUUUUGUAAUUUAUAAAAAAAAAAACAUUUAUUUAUUCUAUUUUUUAAUCUUUUAUUUUUUUAUUUAAAUAAAAAACGUGAUUAUGUGACCACAUAUCAAAGACAAAAUAUGGCAAUUAUUAGUUAUUACUUUAUGAAAGAAAACUCACUUGAUCACAAACAAAAAAAAAAAUAUUUAAUCUACUUAUAAUUUAAAAUUUACUCAUUAUUUUUAUAGGAAUAUAUUAUUAUUUACAUCGUAUAGCUUGAAAGUUUGGAUGAGAAAUUACUAAAAAAAGCUUGUGAAAAAUAAUUCAUUAUUUUAAUUUAAUUAAGUAAUUUAUAAAGUUGUUAAUGUUCAGCUAUCAAAAAAAGAAAUUAAAAAAUCCUAAAAAAUAAAUAAAAUCUAUAACAAAUAUAAAAUGUAAAAAAAAACAGUAUUUACGAUAAAAAAUGAUAACAUAACAAAAACACGUCUAGUGUAUUAAAAGAAUUGUAUAGGUAUCUUAAUAUUAAGUUAAUUCAAAAUUAAAAAUAAAAAGAAAAAUGUAACCAGAAAAAAAUAUAAAAAAUAUAAAAAUAAAAAAAAACGUUACGGAAAAUAAUGUAUAAUUUUAUUUAAAAGUGAAGUCACAUUUAAAAGUAGCUGUUGUCUUUAGUCUGAUAUCGAAAGCCAUAAUUAUGAAUCCUUAAAAGUAAUUGCGAAUGUUUUUAUAGCUAUACCCCUCCAAAAGAAUUGAUAGCGGAUUUUCGAAUAUUCUAAAAAACAAGUGGGAAAAUUGAGUCACCUUCUUUAAAUUGGUUGCAAUUGUUAUAAUCUCAAGAUACUUCGAAUUUAUCUCUGGAAGUUGGACAAUUUCCCUUCUAAAACUUAGACUUGCGUAAUUUUUAAAUUUUCGAAAUUGAGCUUAUAGUCGUAGUAGUAGUAGUAGUAAGUGUGAUUUUUAUUUACAUUUAUAAGAAGUAAUUACAUAGCUUGGUAGUUAUCACAAAAGAGCAUUGGCA